AUGGAAGCUCUCUCUACUUCAGCAUACAUAUCCAAUUUGCCGCAGGCAAAGCCUCUCCUCAAAUCUUCGCUGCUACCCGCUUCAUCCCAGCCUUCGUGCUGGUUGUGUAAUUCGCCAGCCGCUAAGCGAAUCCCCAAGCUGAGAAUCAGGGACGGAUCAAGUCAUGGGCUUCGGAUACAAGCUCUCUUGCAUAACGAGACGCCAAGUGAAGGUGAAGAUAACAUCGCCGAAAGUAGUGGGUUUGGCUUUUUUCCUGGGGAUAUCUUCUCUUUAUCACAGGAAAAGCUUGAGAGUAAUCUCAACGGUGAAUCUUCUCAUAGUGUAAUAGACGUGGAGUCGUCUCUUGCACUUCCUCAGGGUGCUGGGGGAAAUCGUGCAGGGCUUUUCAGAACCCCAAUAUCUGGUGGGGUUCAAAAUGCAACAUCAGCUCAUGCGUUACCUCGUCCUGCUUUAGCUGUACGGAACUUGCUUGAACAGGCUAGGUUUGCUCAUCUAUGCACAGUGAUGUCUAAAAUGCACCAUCGUAGGGAAGGGUACCCAUUUGGCUCUUUGGUUGAUUUUGCACCUGAUCGCAUGGGGCAUCCAAUAUUUUUAUUUUCACCGUUGGCCAUCCACACACGGAAUCUCCUGGCUGAACCUAGAUGCAGUCUCGUUGUUCAGAUACCUGGAUGGAGUGGCUUAUCGAAUGCAAGAGUGACAUUAUUUGGUGAUGUGUACCCAUUGUCCGAAGAUGAACAGGAGUAUGAGGCUUUACAGCCAGAUAAGAUAGCUGUUGAUGGUGGUGAGCACAACCUCAAGGAACUAAAUGCCAUCUUCUCGAAGCCGCUUAGGGAGUUACUGUCCACUGUGUCAGAGGUAGACGACGCUGCUCUCAUUUCUAUAGAUAGCAAAGGGAUAGAUGUACGGGUUCGUCAAGGUGCUCAGUUCAGCAUACAAAGGCUAGCGUUUGAGGAAGGUCAUGGUGUUGAAACGCUAGAAGAAGCUAAAUCUGCACUAUGGAAAGUGAUAGAGAAGGUGAAACUGAACUAUUUCCAGAAAUGA
Molecule: messenger RNA, 1041 nt
Organism: Thlaspi arvense
Lineage: Eukaryota; Viridiplantae; Streptophyta; Magnoliopsida; Brassicales; Brassicaceae
Source: the annotation of a GenBank genome assembly